AUGCCGAGGGGCCCCGCCCGGAGCUCGGCGGCCCGCGACCAGGAGACGCGCCCGGCAUGGGCCCAUGAAUGGUGGCCAUUGUGCUCUUGUGGAGCCACGAGUGCAUGCCUGGCGGCAGAAGCACUAGCCUUGAUCAUCUUCAUCGUGGCUUUCUAUGAGACGGCUGGGCAGAGUGUGGCACAUAAUACAUCCUAUGUGCUGGUGGUGGACGCUGGCAGCACGGGAACUCGAAUGUAUGUGUACAAAUGGACCACAUCGCCCAGCGGUCCUAAUCUGCCCAGCAUUGAGCAAAUCCCGCCAUCGGCUGCACCUGACAAGAUCCCUUUCAGAGCAGGCAAACGGGCCUACAAAAGGGUGGAGACUCUGCCAGGGAUGGACCACUAUGUGGGGGAUUUCGAUGGCCUGAGGCAACAUGCCCUCGCUCCCCUGCUCUCCUGGGCGGAGGCAGUCGUCCCGUCGGCCCAGCGGAGCUCAAGUCCCUUGUUCCUGUUUGGAACGGCAGGCUCAAGGGGGCUUUCCAUGGAGGGGCGGCUGGAGCUUCUGAGGGAGGUGCAGGCGAUCCUUGGCAGUUCGGCCUUCUGGUUCAAGCCAGAGUGGGUUAAGAUCAUCAGCGGGAGUGAGGAAGGGACAUACGGCUGGGUUGCAUUGAAUUAUUUAAAUCAUUAUCUGAGACCUCCUUUGAGGCCAGCGCCCCAGGCGGCUCCAUCUUCAGCUUUAAGUCAUCCUGAGCCCUUGCCCACUUUGGCUGCCCUGGACCUUGGAGGCUCGUCACUGGAAGUCACUUUCGAGGUGCCUUCUUCUGCUGGGCCAGAAGGCGUGGUGCCUCCCAUGGUACUCGCUGGAAACUCGUAUUUCCUGAAAACUGAGGUGUACCACCAUUACGGCCUCAACGACGCCUUUGACGCCUCCGUCACCUGGCUUCUGAGGAGAUCCCAUCACCGCGAAGAGCUGAAGGCCAAGAAGAAAUUUGUGCCACAAGUGAGGCACCCUUGCAUGCAGAGGAACAGCAUACACACCUACCCAAGGAGCAACCCGAAGGAGUCAGACCUGGUCCCAGAAAACGUCGUAUUGUGGGGCUUCCCGGACUGGGAAGAGUGCAAACACGUUGUGCAGGAGAUGUUCAAUCCUGCAGAUGGCUGCUCUGGUGAAGAGUGCACCAAAAGAGGAACCAAUCACCUUGCGGGCCACGUGGCUGCGCUGAACGGCUUCCACGUGGUUUGGAAAUUCUAUAACCUGACUGCUACAGACAGUUUUCUGGAACUGGAGAAGGCAGGGCAGAGUUUCUGCGCAAGGCCGUGGCAGGAAGUGGAGCAGGACCUGGGGGAUGUCGUCGAGUUGAGCAGAUACUGCUUCAGGGCCUCCUACCUGCUGGUCCUCCUGCGGGACAUCCUGGGCAUUCAGCCCGGGCAGAUGCGGGUGGAGUCCGACGAGGUGGCGUGGCCGCUGGGCGCCGCCCUCGUUCAUGCGUACGACCUCCAGAACGAGCGUCCCCCGACCACCGCCUCCAGCCACCCCCUCGUCACCCCUCCCCCCCCGCCCGCCUCCUCCGCUUGGAAAUGGACGGCCCUGCUGCUGCUGUGCAUUUUGGCGUCUGCGCUGGCAGCUGCCGCAUGCAGGUGGUGCCCGGUGGGGCGGGUCCGCUGGUGGCUGCGGCUGGGCGCCAAGCGGCCCUCUGAGGAGGGGGAGUCCCUCAUUAAAGUGAACCAGAGCUCGGAGGGCCUGGCCGUCGUGGACAGGCUGCUGAGCCAGCUGGGGCGCAGGAACGACGCCUGGGCGGGCAGCCCGCGGCCCGUGCACCAGGCGGAGGGCAUCAGGGUGCAGGUGGACGUUGGCGUGGGGCCCUACGGCGCUACUGGGGACAUCAAACGGCGGCCCCAGCCGUUCGCGCAGGGGCAGGCGCCGAGGGGAUGA
Messenger RNA from Ostreobium quekettii, 1911 nucleotides. The record is from the annotation of a GenBank genome assembly. NCBI's taxonomy places the organism in Eukaryota, Viridiplantae, Chlorophyta, Ulvophyceae, Bryopsidales, Ostreobiaceae.